Molecule: messenger RNA, 597 nt
Organism: Andrographis paniculata
Lineage: Eukaryota; Viridiplantae; Streptophyta; Magnoliopsida; Lamiales; Acanthaceae
Product: glutathione S-transferase T2-like
Exons: 2
Coding region: 1-597 (198 amino acids)
Source: RefSeq, a predicted model, not a curated record
AUGGAGAACAAGCUUGAAAGUGCAACGAGCAGAGGUGUUACUCAAUGUAAAAAUCGUUGGAGUAAGAUAUGUAAGGCUGUGCAAAAGUUUGUUGGGUGUUAUGAGGAGGCUAAUCGAAACAUAGGCAGUGGACAUGAAAGCAAGGAUGUCCUCAAUGCAACAAAGAAGAUAUAUUCAAAUGACGAUGAGAAGAAAGAUUUCGUCCAUGAAGAUGCUCGGCGUAUACUCAGAGAUGAGCCCAAAUGGAAGGCCAGUUACUGCGAAUCAUCUCGUAACAGUGGUGGAAGUUCAAAGCGAACGAAAACAAGUGAAGAUGGUGGUUAUUCAAGUUCGUGUUCGGCGACACCAUACUUUGAUGUGGAUGACCCAACUCCUCCUACUCGCCCCCCCGGUAUUAAAGCAACAGUCAAGAAACAAAGUUUGAAGCAACAAUCCGAGAAAAUAGAAGCACUUCUGAAAGCUAAAAGGUUGGAAAAAACAGUGAGGAAGAUUGAUCGGGAUGCUAAACGACUACAAUUUGCUUCAAAUAAGAUGGAGAUGCUCAUGAUGUUAAUGGCCAAAGGUGAUGAUAAUCUAACUGAUUUUGAAAAAGAGUGA